AUGCUUCAUGGCUCUCCCCAUUCGAGAGUCCUGUUGAACCUAUCCAGACGAACUGUCAGCAACCUUGUGCCACGACGGCGGAGCCUCCUUACCCUUGCCAUUGAGUCCUCUUGCGACGACACCUGCGUCGCCAUCCUUUCCAAAUGUACGACGGCGAAUGAGCCGCAUCAUGUGAAGGCACGGCUGCUAUUCAAUGGCAAGAUCACGGCCAAGAACACCGGCAAAGGCGGCAUUCUCCCCACCGAGGCUCUAGAGAGUCACCAAGCGAACCUCUCGAGACUACUAGAGAACGCGCUCCCGUCUCUACCAGCCGCCACUGAUGCGCCCCCCGAUACAAAGAGAAUAUGGCUCCGAGACGGCGCGCUGAAGCAUAAACCAGACUUCAUAUCGGUGACGAGGGGACCCGGCAUGUCAGCCAAUCUGGGUGUCGGGUUAGCUACCGCCAAAGGCCUCGCAACCGCAUGGCAGAUACCCAUGGUUGGCGUCCACCAUAUGCAAGCUCACGCUCUGACACCAAGGCUUGUCAAUGCACUGGCGGAUGAUGGCCGUCCCGAACCUGGAGCUCUUAAACCAUCGUUUCCGUUCUUGACGUUGUUGGUUAGUGGCGGACAUACCAUGUUACUCUAUUCAAAAGGUCUGGUCGACCACAAGAUCUUAGCUACAACUACCGACACAGCCAUCGGGGAUGAGCUGGACAAGUGCGGACGCCUCAUCCUCCCUCAAGAACUGCAGCAGAGCACCCCGGACACAGCGUUCGGGAAGUACCUCUCCAGGUACGCCUUCAAGGACCCGAAAGACUUCAAGUCCUGGCAUGUGCCUCGAACACGCGUCGAAGAGGUCAGCAAGCCUAUGAAUGAGUUUGGGUGGAGAUUGACUACCCCGAUGUCUCAAAACAGAGAUCUGGCCUUCAGCUUCUCGGGCAUUGCGAGCCAGGUCAAGAGGCUUAUACUCGCGCGUGGAGCCGAAACCGGUCCAAUGGAGGAACAGGAGCGUAUUGUAUUGGCGCAGUCAGCCCUGGGUACAGCGUUCGAACAUCUGGGUUCGCGAACCAUAAUUGCAUUGGAAAGCCUCCGAGCAGAAGGCGUCGAAAUCCCUACGCUGGUGGUGAGUGGGGGCGUUGCGGCGAAUGACUUUUUGCGCUAUUACCUGCGGGGACUUUUGGACGUGCGUUCUUUUGAGCGAAUGAACCUGGUCUUUCCGCCCGUUGAGCUUUGCACGGACAAUGCUGCGAUGAUUGGUUGGGCGGGCAUGGAGAUGUUCGAGGCUGGAUAUACAACAGACCUUGGCUGCGCACCGGUCAAGAAAUGGACCAUGGACAGCCAAGGGCGAGAUGGAGGAAUUUUGGGGAUUGGUGGCUGGCUCAUGAACUAA
Molecule: messenger RNA, 1371 nt
Organism: Fonsecaea erecta
Lineage: Eukaryota; Fungi; Ascomycota; Eurotiomycetes; Chaetothyriales; Herpotrichiellaceae
Exons: 1
Coding region: 1-1371 (456 amino acids)
Biological process (GO): mitochondrial tRNA threonylcarbamoyladenosine modification
Cellular component (GO): mitochondrion
Source: RefSeq, a predicted model, not a curated record